UGAAACAUUUUUGCUUAAUACGUAAAACGACCCUCCCUGUGCAUGUGUUUUCACCUCUUCUUUCCUUUGCUCUUUAUAAGCCGAAUACGAAAGCUUUCGACAAGGGAGCUGCUCAUCCAGUGGCUCUUCCGCAGAAUAUGCCACCAUGUCACGGGUUGGCUCAGAAAAGUCCACAGAGCGUUCUACAAAGAAUGUCAGCUCCUUUAUUAGCAAACUCUACAGCCUGGUCGGUGAUGCGCGCCACCAGGAUUUAGUAUCGUGGAAUCAAACUGGAACGUCGUUCUUAAUUUGCAACGUAAAGCGUUUUGCCCAAAUAGUCUUACCGGAAUAUUUCAAGCACGGCAAUUUUUCAAGCUUCGUACGUCUACUAAACAUGUAUGGUUUUCACAAGAUUAACAAGUCUCCACGAGGACAACGUGGCAAUGAAAAUGAAAUAUGGGAGUUUUCACACCCACAGUUCCAACGCAACCGACCCGAUAUGCUUAAGGAUAUUCGACGCAAGGCUAUGGACUCCGAAGUCCUACGACGGGAGGCAGGCGACAUGCAAACAUUCUUUUCUAUGCUCCAAGUGUCCCAAGCGGAUCUCCAGCGACAGUUCCAAUCCCUGCAAGAGAGCUUUUCUGGACUUUUACAAGGGUUUGAAGAAACCCGCAAGAUGCAGCUCCAGCAGCAUUUUAUGCUGAGACAAUUGGCCGAAAAACAGGGCGUCCCGAUGGAAGAGUUAGUGCCAGCCGCUAGAUUUCAGGAUGGCCCACCGGAUGUAUUUAUUACUUCGCCACAGCCAAACAUCAAGCAAGAGCAGUAUCAACACCUGCGGCAACAACAGCAAUCACAAUCGCAGGCACAGCAACAGCUAUCUCCAUCACAACAACAGCCACCGCCUCCACCGUCAACAUAUCAACAGCAGCAGCAACGCACGUCAGCACAACAGCAACAGUAUGAUAUUUGGAAUGAACCUGACCACUGGGAUACCCCGUUUGCUCAGCAGCAGCAUCAGCAACCUAGUUUUAUGCCGCAGCAACAGCAACAAUUGCAAAGUCAACAGGCGCUAACUCCGGAUAUGUUGUUGGAAAUGGCUGCACGAACCCCGUUACCACCAAGCCCUAACGUUGAUCCGAUGAAUACUGGCAGCCCAUUACCGCCAAGUCCUAUUGGGAGUAACGUUGAUCCGAUGAGCGCCAUGUUCAGCACUGACUAUUAAUAUCAUAUAUGCUAGCUAAUAAAACCUAUAAUGUAUUGUCUUUUUAUUACAUUACUUGACACGCAUACGCUGAAAUUGAUACUUACGGUUAAAAGGAGGGUGCUUGAAAAAAA
Zychaea mexicana is the source of this 1314-nucleotide messenger RNA. Its product is annotated as HSF-type DNA-binding-domain-containing protein. Gene Ontology annotation, biological process: regulation of DNA-templated transcription. The record is from RefSeq and is a predicted model, not a curated record. NCBI's taxonomy places the organism in Eukaryota, Fungi, Mucoromycota, Mucoromycetes, Mucorales, Lichtheimiaceae. The transcript has 4 exons. Bases 146 to 1201 code for a protein of 351 amino acids. Gene Ontology annotation, molecular function: DNA-binding transcription factor activity; sequence-specific DNA binding.